Molecule: messenger RNA, 2391 nt
Organism: Mirounga angustirostris (Northern elephant seal)
Lineage: Eukaryota; Metazoa; Chordata; Mammalia; Carnivora; Phocidae
Gene: CA2
Product: carbonic anhydrase 2
Exons: 7
Coding region: 738-1703 (321 amino acids)
Biological process (GO): regulation of intracellular pH; carbon dioxide transport
Cellular component (GO): plasma membrane; apical part of cell
Molecular function (GO): carbonate dehydratase activity; zinc ion binding
Source: RefSeq, a predicted model, not a curated record
GCCCCGGUCUCGGCCCCGGCCCCGCGACGCCCGCACCUGCCGUUGACCGCGGCGAGUCGAGGCACCCGAGACAAGGUGGGCGCCCGAGCCUGCGCCGCCCGCCGCUCCCCGGCCCUGGGAUGCCCCCGUUGCCCCAGCCCCCGAGGCCACUGUCGAGGAAUCCCCGCAUCCAGCGGAGGCGCGCAGGGCCCGAGGGAGGAGGAGCGCAGCCUCAGCGUCGGGACUGGAGGACAGUUGCCCCGGGCCCCGAGCCGGAGACUACCCUGACCCGACCUAGGAGGAAGCGAGGAAGGCUUGUAACGGGAAAAUUUUAGUUGUUGCUUGCAGAAGAAUUAGGGGACCCCCUCCCCCCUACACACUUCAUUCUCAGCACCACCUGUGGCUAAGGCGCUCAACACGAACUGUCCCGGGGCAUUUUCGUGGGCUGGUUUGAAUCCAUUGCGGUGAUUUCUGGGUUUCCCCAUCAUCUCUUAUCUCCUCAUGUUAGGGAGUCACCAGAAACCCGGCUUUAUCAUGGCUACCGAUCUGGGUUCUCCAGAGCCAACCGACGCAAGAGGAAGAUGCGUCUGGAGCACCUUGCGUGUCUGGGGGUGGCGUGGGGCUUCCCAGGUAGUGAGGAUCCUGAUGAUUACAAGAGAGGUGCCUGGGCCUGAGCAGUGACUCGGCCUUUACAUUCAGUAGGACACUAGGGAGAAAUCCCAACCUGCUCUAAUCUUAAAUGAGCUUGAAUAUCCUAAAUGUUACCCACAAGCCCUGACGGUAGUGUGUGCGCAAUUUCAGUCGCUGAAUUCAAUAAAAUGAGGGUAAACAAAGGUAAUAUUUAUACGGCACUCAGUCUUUGUUCAAUGACCUUUCAUGUAUUGAUUCCCAUUCUCACAACUUCUACGAUACAGAUGUUAUUACCCCAUAAUACAAAUGACGAAACUGAGGCACGAAUUAAGGGCUUUGCCAGAGGACCCGAGAACUGGCAUAAGGACUUCCCCAUUGCCAAGGGAGAGCGCCAGUCCCCUGUUGACAUUGACACCAAAGCAGCCCUUCAUGACCCUGCCCUGAAGUCUCUGUGUCCUUCCUACGAGCAAGCGGUUUCUCGGAGGAUCCUCAACAAUGGUCACUCUUUCAAUGUGGAAUUUGAUGAUUCCCAGGACAAAGCAGUGCUGAAAGGAGGACCCCUCACUGGCACUUACAGAUUGAUUCAGUUUCACUUUCACUGGGGUUCAUCCGAUGGGCAAGGUUCUGAGCAUACUGUGGAUAAAAAGAAAUAUGCUGCAGAGCUUCACUUGGUUCAUUGGAACACCAAAUAUGGGGAUUUUGGAAAAGCUGUGCAGCAACCUGAUGGACUUGCUGUUUUAGGUAUUUUUUUGAAGAUUGGUGAUGCCAGACCAGGCCUACAAAAAGUCCUCGAUGCACUGGAUUCUAUAAAAACAAAGGGUAAGAGUGCUGACUUCACUAACUUUGACCCUAGUGGCCUCCUUCCUGAAAGUUUGGACUACUGGACCUACCUAGGCUCACUGACCACUCCUCCCCUUCUGGAAUGCGUGACCUGGAUUGUGCUCAAGGAGCCCAUCAGUGUUAGCAGUGAGCAGAUGCUGAAAUUCCGUAGGCUUAAUUUCAAUAAGGAGGGCGAGCCUGAGGAACUGAUGGUGGACAAUUGGCGCCCGGCUCAGCCACUGCACAACAGACAGAUUAAAGCAUCCUUCAAAUAAGAUGGCCCCAGAGCCCACGGCCCAAGAGUGGAUCUUUGGGCUUCCCCUUAGCUAAGCACAAAUCUACCUUGGUGAAUGGACCUUGGCUGCUUUGCAUCUGGUUUUCUAGAUCCUUUAUCUCUCACCUGUUGUGCUUAUUAGUAAAAUGUGAAAAACUUGACCAGUUGUCGAGCUUGACCGAAUUGCUGUGACUAGAGCUUUGCUUAUGGUAAUAGCCUUUCUGUACUAGAGAAUAUAAUAUAAGGAGUAGGCAAAAAAAACAUCUUGACUUUGUUCGUAGCACAUGGGGUGAUGAGCACUGACAGUUGUUCACAAAAAUGCUAACUUUAAAACAUAGGAAAGUAGGAUGAUUGAGUGCAAAUCCAUGCCAUGAGAUAAAUUGAGCUCUGUAAUGUAAAUCAGGUGAAAUAGUCAUGAUUCUAUGUAAUGUAAAUCAGAUGAAAUAAAUGUUCAUGAUUCUGAGAUGUUAUAUUAAAGAAAAAAAUUUUAAAUUCUUAUAUAUUUGUAGCAAUGUUAUCUUGAAAAUGAAUUAUGUUGUAAUUUAGUGUCUUUCGAAUUACAGAGAUGUAUAUGAAGUAUUAUCUGUAAAAAUUGUUAUAGUUGUGAUACAGAGUAUAUUUCCAUUCCAAUAAUAUAUAACUUAAUAAAUAUUGUAUUUUAGAUAUAUUCUUUAAUAAAAUUUAGACUU